AUGUCUGCCUAUCGAACGCUUCUGUCGUCCUCUGCACGCACUCGUGUCAUUGCUCCUCGCCUACGAACUCAAGCGACUGCUGUUCGUCAUUAUAGCUCACCGCUCAAGGUGUUUAUGGACACCAUUCGCGACCAAAUUAAAAAGGACAAGGAACUUCAGCAAGGUGUCAAAUCAUUGCAAGACGAGUCUGGCAAGCUUGCUGAAAGCGAUGCACUCAAGAAGGCAAAGGAAAUGUAUGAAAAGGCAAAGUUGCAACAAUCAGAGCAGAGCGAACGUUUAAAAGAAGCUUCAGAUCGAUUCUCAAAGGCAGCAGGAAAAGUGUCCGAAUCAGUCAACAAGUCAUGGAAGGAAGCAUCCGAGACGGAAUUCGCCAAGGAAACUUCAAAGCGUUUAAAAGAAGCUUCGGAGACCAUUAACAAACACUCUGAGCCGAUUCGAAACAACCCAGUUGUGGGUAAAAUUGGUGACUCAGUCAAGACAAUUGUAAAGGAUGAUUCGGGACGAUACACUGGUUUUGUCGACAAGGAGGCUCGUCGCAAGCUGCGCGAGGAAUCUCAAAAGGCCGAGUCCAGCAUGCCUGGCAAGCGGAGGGUUGAAGAGAACCCUGAUGCAGGUGCAUCCGUUGUCAUUCACAAAGAUUCCAAGUGGAAGGAGAGCUGGAACAAGUUCAAGGAGGAGAAUCCAUUCAUGCAAGGUGUGUUCCGUGCACGCAAAAAUUAUGAAGACUCUGACAAUGUCUUCAUUUCGUAUACCCGUGCAUUCACUGAUCGAAUCUCGGAAACGUUUGGGUCCGUCUUUGAAGAGUCUGACCAGGCUCAAGCAAUCCGUGCUUUCCAAGCCAUUGAUCCUUCGUUCAACAUGGACAAGUUCUUGGUUGAAGCACGAACUUACAUUGUUCCUGAAGUGAUGGAAGCAUAUCUCAAGGGUGAUGUUGAAACUUUAAAGUUGUGGUGCUCGGAAGCUACCUACAACGUUCUUACUGCUGUCAUUCAAGCACAGAUGCAGCAAGGUUUGAUCAGUGACUGCAAGAUUCAGGAUCUUCGUGAUGUGGAUGUAAGUCUGGUGGCCGCCAAGAUUCUUGACAACGACAUCCCCGUUUUCGUCAUGUCGUUCCGCACGCAGGAAAUCAUCCUAUUCAGAAAUGCCAAGUCUGGCGAAGUUGUCUAUGGCAAGGAGGAUCAUAUUGAACAAGUGACUUACGCUUGUGUGAUGACUAAGGAACCCGAAGAUCUCCAGAACCCUGUUACUGGCGGCUGGAGAAUCAUUGAUAUGGCAAAGCAUGAUUCCAGACCUGUCUGGUAA
Molecule: messenger RNA, 1302 nt
Organism: Zychaea mexicana
Lineage: Eukaryota; Fungi; Mucoromycota; Mucoromycetes; Mucorales; Lichtheimiaceae
Exons: 6
Coding region: 1-1302 (433 amino acids)
Biological process (GO): protein import into mitochondrial matrix
Cellular component (GO): mitochondrial inner membrane
Molecular function (GO): protein-folding chaperone binding
Source: RefSeq, a predicted model, not a curated record